CAUUUUUCCCUCACUAUAAAUACAAUCUCUUAAUCCCACUUCCUCUCCCAUCCAUUCAUACCCUUUUCCCCUUCUCAAACCCCCAAAAAUGGCUUCUAUUUCGUGUUCAUCACUGCCAUUGCUAGCAUUCUUCUUGCUAUUGGCUUCUUCAGCCUUUGCAGGGUCGAUUUUGGAAGGACUUCUAGCAAAUGGGAACUUUGAGGAACCACCAUUAAAAACUAACUUAAAGAAAACAGUAAUAGUAGGCAAAGACUCUCUACCAAGCUGGGAGAUCAAUGGCUUUGUUGAGUACAUCUCCGGCGGCCCUCAACCCGGAGGAAUGUUCUUCCCCGUUGCUCACGGCGUCCAUGCCGUAAGGCUCGGCAACGAAGCGUCGAUCUCUCAGAUCAUAAAAGUGAAAAAAGGGUCUCUUUAUGCUCUAACAUUUGGAGCUUCAAGAACAUGUGCACAAGAUGAAGUCUUGUCUGUGUUGGUACCUCCCCAGAAUGGAAGUUUGCCUCUGCAGACUCUUUACAGCAGCGAUGGAGGUGAUGUUUACGCCUUUGGAUUCGUAGCUUCGUCGGAUUCCGUUAAGGUGACGUUCCACAAUCCCGGAGUUCAGGAAGAUCCCGCUUGUGGACCUCUGUUGGACGCUGUUGCCAUCAAAGAGCUUAUUCGUCCAGUCCCAACAAGAGAUAACUUGGUUAGGAACCCGAGCUUCGAGGUUGGUCCUCAUCGGUUAGUAAACUCGACCAACGGAGUUCUUCUUCCACCAAGACAAGAAGACCUUACAUCUCCACUCCCAGGCUGGAUCAUAGAGUCACUCAAGGCUGUAAAGUUCAUUGAUUCAAAGCAUUUCAACGUUCCCGUUGGACUUGCAGCGGUCGAGCUCGUUGCAGGGAGAGAAAGCGCGGUGGCUCAAAUCAUCAGAACCAUCCCCAACAAGCUAUACUCGUUAACGUUCAAAGUCGGUGACGCCAAGAACGGAUGCCAUGGAUCAAUGAUGGUGGAAGCAUUUGCUGCUAAAGACACUCUCAAAGUUCCCUUCCAAUCGCAAGGAAAAGGGCUUUACAAAACUGCCAUUCUCAAGUUCAAAGCAAUCUCGCCUAGAACCAGAAUCACAUUCUUCAGUUCAUACUACCACACCAGAACAGACGACUUCGGAUCCCUUUGUGGCCCCGUGCUCGAUGACGUUCGUGUUGUUCCUACGUACUAGAGAUAUUGUUUCCAUGGCUGGUGCUACUGCGCCCCGGGUUUGGUAUCAAAAUACUCGUAGACGUUGCAACGGCUGCUUAAUGUAAUUAAAAACCUUUGAUGAGGAUAGAUGUGUUCUUGAACCAUUUGCAAUUAUGGAUUAGUUCAUAGUAUCCAUGAUCCUAGUUUGAAUGUGGCAUGUCACGGUCGCGUCAUGACACCCUUCUAUCUUAGCCCUCACGUGACUCGUUGAACACCAUUUGAGAGUCACGGCUUUACUUAUCGCAA
Molecule: messenger RNA, 1461 nt
Organism: Cucurbita moschata (crookneck pumpkin)
Lineage: Eukaryota; Viridiplantae; Streptophyta; Magnoliopsida; Cucurbitales; Cucurbitaceae
Exons: 3
Coding region: 89-1195 (368 amino acids)
Cellular component (GO): plasma membrane; cell wall
Source: RefSeq, a predicted model, not a curated record